This is a messenger RNA of Paramuricea clavata, 354 nucleotides long. NCBI's taxonomy places the organism in Eukaryota, Metazoa, Cnidaria, Anthozoa, Malacalcyonacea, Plexauridae. The record is from the annotation of a GenBank genome assembly.
AUGUAUAUACUAACUCUUGUCGUGUUUUCAAUAAUUACUAAUCUUGUUUGUGGUCGUGGAUAUGGUGCUCCAUCCCCAAGUUGUAAAUCCAUGGUCCCAGGGCAUAAAGGAAUAUUCAUACCACCACUGAUUGAACGUCAAACUGGCCCGAGUAUCUACACUUUCAAUGCUACAUGGGACAAAAACUUGAAAAUGGUUCGUGUAUCGGUAAGCGGUGAACCGGUAGCAGGUUUUCUCAUACAAGGUAGAUUAAAUGAAAAUGGUCCGGCUGUUGGAACAUUUGUAAACAUUACUGGAAAUCCUGAUGCUAAAUAUCAAAAUUGCUUAUCAUUAAUUGAGGUAAACUAUGUUUAA